AUGCUUUUGAUUCUGUCUGAAGAGCAAAAGGAACAUUUAAAGUUCCUAGUAUCUUUAGAAAUCGAUGUCGUCCUUGAAUUUGCACGGAUCUCUCUGGAUUCUAUUCUGAAAGGCUCAACGAAUCCAAAGCUUUUCCAAACCGCUGCCCAAAAACUUGGGGUAGAGGCGAGUACUGUGAAGAAUGGUAUCAACGGCUUGCAGCAUGUUUUUACAGAAAGUUCUCGCUUAAUGAUUGGUGAAAUAGACUUUCAAGAUUCCAUUAUGACCCUGGGUUUUUCAGAAGAAGUGAUCGGAGCCUUGUUGAAGAUGUACCUGGCAAACCGGAAGGAGAUAAGAAACAUUCUAGGGGAAAUGAGUCUCGGAAUUCCCCACUAUCAUGAUCUGGAGUGGAGAUUUGAUGUAGAGUUGGCCAGUCGAUCUCUACAACAUCAAACGAAUCCUGUUGUGAUAAUGAGACUGCAUACAAAGGAAGGAGAGAAGAAGUCUGCUGAUAUUUUACAGACCGACCCUGUCAAUUUAAUUCACCUUACUUCAGAGCUGGAAAAUGCAAUGCAGGAAAUGAAGACUGCCCACUGCAGAAGAAUUGUCAGGAAUAUAAAGUAAACAGACAUAAGUGUAGAUACAUACAAGCUUUUGACUUUGUGACGAUGAUGAUGUUGAGAUGAUGAUGAUGAUGAUGAUGAUGAUAACAAUGAUGAUGAUAAUGAUGUUGAUGGUGGUAGUACCAAGGAUGUUGAUGAUAAUGAUGAUAGUGAUGAAAGAGCUGGUAAUGUUGAUGACCAUGACAAAGGCAAUGAGGAUGGUGAUGUACCCUAUUCUGGGAACGAAGCCUUUUGGGACCAGUGAAAUAGCAGUUGUACAAAGGAAAAAUUUUGCUAGUGGAAAGAAAAGAGGGGAUACCCACAGAAAGAUGGGAUACCCGCGAGAGGGAUAUUUUUUUUUUUUUAUCAUCAUAUACCUUGCACAGCCUAUUAUCACCCCCCUUAGGAAAACACUUUGAACAGCCGAAUAACAGUGAUGUCGAUACUGCUGAUAACCAUAAUUAUUAUUGUUAGGCUUCGGUCGUAAUGAUGUUGAUACUGCUUUUGACUUCAUGUUAAAAUGGGAAUAG
This is a messenger RNA of Porites lobata, 1111 nucleotides long. The record is from the annotation of a GenBank genome assembly. Lineage: Eukaryota; Metazoa; Cnidaria; Anthozoa; Scleractinia; Poritidae.